Molecule: messenger RNA, 1631 nt
Organism: Medicago truncatula (barrel medic)
Lineage: Eukaryota; Viridiplantae; Streptophyta; Magnoliopsida; Fabales; Fabaceae
Product: SNF1-related protein kinase regulatory subunit gamma-1
Exons: 6
Coding region: 1-1299 (432 amino acids)
Source: RefSeq, a predicted model, not a curated record
AUGCAGUUACACAGAGAGAGAAAAGAAGAGGGAGUAAUGGCAAUGGCUACAAUGAGAGAGAUGCCAAGGAGCCCUGAAGCCAAACUUGGGAUGAGAGUUGAAGAUCUAUGGGAUGUUCAAGAGGCACAAUUAAGUCCUAAUGACAAACUUAAUGCUUGUUUUGAAAGCAUACCUGUUUCUGCUUUUCCUUUGCCUGCUAAAAACCAAGAAAUUGAAAUAAAAUCAGAUGCUACCUUGGCUGAAGCUGUGAAAAUACUAGCACGUCACAAUAUUCUGAGUGCACCUGUUGUGGAUGUUGAUGCACCUGAAGAUGCUACUUGGAUUGAUAGAUACAUCGGAAUAGUUGAGUUUGCUGGAAUUGUUGUAUGGAUUUUGCAUCAGUCUGAGCCUCCAUCCCCCAGGAGUCCAUCCACUCCAACUAGCGCAAGUGCUAUUGCAGCCGCAGCAAACGGAAAUACUUUUGCCCGAGAACUCGAAGCCUUAGGCCUCGGAUCUGCAGCGACAACUUCUGGAAACUUUUUUGAGGAUCUUACUUCUUCUGAACUUUAUAAGAACACGAAGGUUCAAGAUAUUUCAGGAACAUUUCGAUGGGCUCCGUUUCUUGCUUUGGAGAGAUCAAACUCAUUUCUAACCAUGCUCUUGUUGCUUUCUAAGUACAAAAUGAAGAGUGUUCCUGUGGUAGACUUGGGUUCUGGUACAAUUGAUAACAUCAUCACACAACCCGCCGUGAUUCAUAUGUUGGCAGAAUGUGCCGGACUUCAAUGGUUCGAAAGUUGGGGAACCAAGGAACUAUCUGAUGUUGGUCUUCCCCUUGUGACACCAAAACAGAUCAUCAAGGUUUAUGAGGAUGAACCAGUCCUUCAAGCAUUUAAAGAGAUGAGGAAAAAGAGGGUUGGAGGGGUGCCUGUAAUCAAAAGAGGUGGCACCACGGCAGUUGGUAAUAUAAGCUUGCGAGAUGUUCAAUUCUUGCUAACUGCUCCAGAAAUCUAUCAUGAUUAUAGAACUAUUACAGUGAAGGACUUCCUGACCUCCGUUAGAAGCUACUUAGAGAAGAAUAAAAACGCAUUCCCAAUGUCAAGUGAAUUCAUUACAUGCAAAAGGGACUGUACAGUGAAAGAGUUGAUUCAAUUGCUUGACAAAGAGCAAAUUCACAGGGUCUAUGUUGUGGAUGAUGAUGGGAACCUUGAAGGACUAAUCACACUAAGAGAUAUCAUCUCAAGGCUAGUACAUGAACCCCACGGCUAUUUUGGUGAUUUCUUUGAUGGUGUUCUCCCUCUACCUGCUAACAGCAGGGUUUAACAGACAAGGCAUCAAGAAAGAAUAACUUGCUCUUGCAGAGAUUUUUUGUUUUUGUUUUUGUUUUUGAAAUAAUUCUUCAGAGGAAAAGUAAAAAAUAUGUAUUUAUCUUCAGGUUGAAGAUGUGUACCUAGGUCUUUGUAAUGUGUAGGCAGUUUGCAAGUUACUUGCACCUGUUUUAACUAAUUUUAGAAUGGGACUUUUAUGUACUGUAAAUUCUGGUGUAACCGUAAGUUCUGUCAAAUUUUGGGUUGUUUUCGUUGUCUUCGAUUCGUGUUUCUGUUCACCUUAUUAUGACUAGAGCGACACGUGUCUAUCCACAUUUUUCUUUUGUA